CGUCCAAACCGCCGGAAACUAAAGAAGAAGAAGAAGAAGACUUCUGGAUCCGGUGGGGUUACGUGACGCGCAUUGUUGUCUGUUUGUGUCUGCGUAAGAUACAGGUUAACUACAUCACCCAGCUUAACGACACCAGGUUAACCACGUCAGCCAGGAUAACCCCACCAGCCAGGUGAACCCCAUUGAGUCGGGGGGUUCUGUUUUCGAGGAUUCUGAUAUCGAGUCUCUUGUGAGAGAAUUAGCAAUGGAAGGAGAAUUAGCAUGGAGCUAGCCCUCUGUUGUCCUCGUUAAGACCACCUCACUGGUAUCUCUCUGGUCUGUUUCUCUCUCUCCGGUCUGUCUCUCGCUCUCUCUCCCGUCUCUCUCCGGUCUGUCUCCCCCGUCUCUCUCCGGUCUGUCUCUCUCUCUCUCUCCCGUCUCUCUCCGGUCUGUCUCCCCCGUCUCUCUCUCUCUCUUGUCUGUCUCUGUAUCUCUCUCCGGUCCCUCUCUCUGGUAUCCUUCUCCGGUCUGUCUCUUUCUCCAGUCUGUCUCGCUCCCCCCUCUCUCUCUCUGGUAUCUCUCUGGUCUGUUUCUCUCUCUCUCCGGUCUGUCUCCCCCGUCUCUCUCUCUCUCUUGUCUGUCUCUGUAUCUCUCUCCGGUCCCUCUCUCUGGUAUCCUUCUCCGGUCUGUCUCUUUCUCCAGUCUGUCUCGCUCCCCCCUCUCUCUCUCUGGUAUCUCUCUGGUCUGUUUCUCUCUCUCUCCCGUCUCUCUCCGGUCUGUCUCCCCCGUCUCUCUCUCUCUCUUGUCUGUCUCUGUAUCUCUCUCCGGUCCCUCUCUCUGGUAUCCUUCUCCAGUCUGUCUCGCUCCCCCCUCUCUCUCUCUGGUAUCUCUCCCGUCUCCCCAGUUUGGCAAUACGGAAAAUGACUUCAGCCUCAACAAAAGUGGGGGAGAUCUUCUCAGCUGCCGGCGCUGCCUUCACCAAGCUAGGGGAGCUCACCAUGCAGCUGCACCCGGUCGCAGACGCCAGUCCUGCAAGCGCUCCGGUCAAAACCACGGUGAAGAGGAAGGCUCACGGAGACGGGCCGGUGUUCAGCGACGGCAGCAGGAAGGCUGUGAAGAAGGCCAGCCCCGGGGGGCCCCCCCAGACCGGUCUGUCGGCGCUCCGGGACCCCCCCUCCGCCCAGCCCAGCGUGAAGAAACAGAAGACGGCCGACGUCACCCUCAGUGCGCUGAACGACUCGGACGUGACCAGUGACCUGGUGGACCUGGAGGGGCCCGGACAGGGCCCCGGCCCCAAGAAACUCAACAACUUUGAUCAAGAUAAUCUGAACUUGGACUCCAGCCUCAUCAUGAGCUCCACUCACCUCCCGUUGCUGUCCCGCUGACCCCCAGGGGCCAAGGAGGGGCCGACCGGGCCCUGUGGGCCCUCUCCUAUAGACCGGGCCCUCUCCUAUAGACUGGGGGAGGUGGCCCUGUCCUAUACACCAGCCCUGUGUCUCUGUGGACCUGCAGACUGCCUCCUUGUCUCUCCUCUUCGUAUGGCAGCUCUGUGACUGUGGAACCAUGUGAAGUGCUGCACUUGUUCCUACUGAGAACUUUGUUGCUUUCAGUUUCAAUAGAGAACUUGUCUAACGUCAAGAUCAAGGGAGGCCUGAAUUAAUCACAAUAGAUUUCAAUAUGUUUAUUAAGUCAAUUAUAGAUUUUUCCUUUGAAAUUGCAAUGAAACUAAUGCAUAAUUGAAAAAUAAAAAUGAAAUAUUUGGCCUAAGAAAUGUCAGGAAUUGUGCAAAAGGAAAAACGUCUCUCUCUCUCUCGCUCUCAGUCUCGCUCGCCAGGGUGUUGUUCUCCGGGGCUCCAGCUGGAUACUAUUGGGUCUGUGCGCAAACUAGGCAGCGAUCAGAGUUUCCUUUCUGCCGGCGUUCGGGAAUGUUUUUAAUUUAUAGCUUUAUUAUAUGAAUAAAAUCAAUACUUUAAAAACAGCGGCGUUGCUGUUGUAUUUUCGUCUUUAAUGUGUAGUUAUAUGUUUUUAGAGUUCAACCGAAGUUCACCUCGUAUGUAAUCUGGCCAAAAAAUAUAUACUGCCAGCAGUUCUCGUUUUGUCCAUCAGAGGGCAGGCGUUGACUGACUGUGAAACAAAGCGUAUGGGAAUGUCUUAAGUUGUAACAUUAUUCCAUUAACGAAGUCAAAAUCUUAACUUGCUGUUUGGUUCAUUUGAUUGCAUAAAUAGUAUUUCAUGGAACACCAAUCUCGAAACGUAUGCUAUGACAACGACCUACCUAUGGGGACGAUAUAUCCGGGGCUAGAAUUCCUCAUCCGUCGGCGUGUAAUUGUUUACAGUCCGACGAGCAACUUCAAACGCAAGUAUUGAGUU
Gadus chalcogrammus (walleye pollock) is the source of this 2349-nucleotide messenger RNA. RefSeq names its product chromatin complexes subunit BAP18-like. Gene Ontology annotation, cellular component: MLL1 complex; NURF complex. NCBI's taxonomy places the organism in Eukaryota, Metazoa, Chordata, Actinopteri, Gadiformes, Gadidae. The record is from RefSeq and is a predicted model, not a curated record. The transcript is spliced from 5 exons. The coding region runs from base 900 to 1364 and encodes 154 amino acids.